AGGAUUUCCGCUUUCGCUCCUUUCCGGCGGUGACGAGCUCCCCACGCGAACAUGCCUCUCGCCAAGGAUCUCCUGCAUCCCUCUCCAGAGGAGGAGAAGAGGAAACACAAGAAGAAACGCCUGGUGCAGAGCCCCAAUUCCUACUUCAUGGACGUCAAGUGCCCAGGAUGCUACAAAAUCACCACGGUUUUUAGCCACGCACAGACGGUCGUUUUGUGUGUCGGCUGCUCCACUGUCCUCUGCCAGCCCACGGGAGGCAAAGCGAGGCUUACAGAAGGAUGUUCCUUCCGAAGGAAGCAGCACUAAGGGCACCCUGAAUCAAGAUGAAUGGGAGACCUUCCCAAUAAACACAUUUUGGAUACA
Molecule: messenger RNA, 363 nt
Organism: Ochotona curzoniae (black-lipped pika)
Lineage: Eukaryota; Metazoa; Chordata; Mammalia; Lagomorpha; Ochotonidae
Gene: RPS27
Product: ribosomal protein S27
Exons: 4
Coding region: 52-306 (84 amino acids)
Biological process (GO): ribosomal small subunit assembly; translation
Cellular component (GO): ribosome; cytosolic small ribosomal subunit
Molecular function (GO): RNA binding; structural constituent of ribosome
Source: RefSeq, a predicted model, not a curated record